AUGUGCUGCAUGAAUCAUGACCUCUGUUACGACAAGGCAGUUCGCGAUGAUGACUGCUAUGACACGGCUGAGGAAUAUCUACUUCCAUAUAACUGGAAAUGCAUUCAGGGACAAUCCAUCUGUUUGAAUUAUGUAAAUUCAAAAUGUGCUAGUGCCAUAUGCGCUUGCGAUAGUGAGGUGGUCAAAUGCUGGAGUCGUUUCGAAAAACCAAAAAUUCAUGCAAAAUGUACCAAAAUGAACAUCAACAAAUAUCAUUAUCGUCAGCCGUUAUUCGAUUUCUUCUCCUUACUUCGCUCUAAAAACGGAAUAGUGUAG
Molecule: messenger RNA, 315 nt
Organism: Brugia malayi
Lineage: Eukaryota; Metazoa; Nematoda; Chromadorea; Rhabditida; Onchocercidae
Exons: 2
Coding region: 1-315 (104 amino acids)
Biological process (GO): arachidonate secretion; phospholipid metabolic process
Molecular function (GO): A2-type glycerophospholipase activity
Source: RefSeq, a predicted model, not a curated record